Molecule: messenger RNA, 3650 nt
Organism: Lymnaea stagnalis (great pond snail)
Lineage: Eukaryota; Metazoa; Mollusca; Gastropoda; Lymnaeidae
Source: the annotation of a GenBank genome assembly
ACAGUGUGAAAUAGUCGGUGAACCGUGUACCAAGACCGGAGACGCCAGUUUCCUCUGUAAGGUGAAAUUCUACAGACCAUGCUGUGAUAUCUCCAAGGUGUGCACCUGCUGUUGGGAAUGCAGCCCUCGUGACGUUGGCGGUGUAGUGACAAACCUGCACCCCAAACAUGAAAAGCGUCCCUGUGCCAGCCGUGGUAACACGCUCUGCUGCUCAGACAGCCACAGCGCCUGCGAGCGCAAUGCUUGGAAAUGGCCACUUAACAUUGUCACGGUGAAAAGAACUAUCAAACUCCGAGACAGCUCGAGAAUCCCUGCAUCCGUGUCAAGCACAGCAUUGAAACUGAGUGAAAUAGUUAUCAGGCGUGUUCCCAGGCAGAUAUGUACGUUUUGGUGUUUGCUUAAUAUCAUCGUCUAUUCAAAAUUUAAAAAAAAAAAACCCCAAAAAAAGAUCUUACAUUAAAUGACCAUUGAUGUGUCAUGUGUCAGCCGGUGGGGCUCCGUAAGAGAUAAAGUUAUCAAAAUUUCUAAGAAACAUCUCUUACUGAGAAAAAUACCUGAGAAGUAGGUCAGGGUUGUGUGUGUGUUUUAAGGAGGGGUUUUCGUUUGAGAAGGAGCGACGGCCCAGGGGGGGGGGUGUGGGACUUUUCAGCUUUAUAAAUAAUUGUAUAUAAUUAUGUGAGUUUUUAUUUGUUAGUGGCGUACUCCCAAAAUUUCAGGCGACAUUUAUUCAAGGUUUGCCACUGAGUUUUUGGGGGGGGGGGGGGGGGGGGGGGUUGAGUUAAGUCUGUGAAAAUUUCGCACAAGCCAAAACCCAAGCCCAGUGGUUCUCAAAUAGUUUUAGUAUGAUAGAAUAUAAUAAAUUUUAGCCUUUGAAACAUGGGACGUUAACAAUUUACUGAUAGUUGUUGUUAGCCAAUCUUUUCAAAAAAGAUGUAAUGCUUCUCCUUUUGCGCACUAGUUUUGAGGGGUAGUGUAAAGGGGUAGUGUAAAGGGGUAGUGCAAAGUGUAAUUCAAAAGUGGCAGAGUAAAAGAGUAAUGAAAAAGGGUAGCGUAAAGGGGUAGCCUAAAGGGGUAGUGUACUGGUCCAUAAGAAGUUUAAUUUUUUUUUAAAAAAUGUUCCAGUAAAAGAGUCUGGUUUUUAAAUUGGCUGCAUCCAGAAACCUCAUCUUAUUUUUAGUUUGAAUCAAGUCUCCAAUGAGCCAACGCGGCUCUUUGUGUUAAAGUAAAAGCCAUGAGAUCCAAACCCAGGACAGUAGCGGCACUAGACUACCGGGUGGGCUCCGCAAGUAUAACAUACCACGGCGCAAAAAAAAAAAAAAAAAAAAAAAAAAAAAAAAGAGAAAAAUCAUUGCAUCUGUUCUACCGAUACCUUUUACAAUCUAAAAAAAAAAUUAAAUUUGGAACUCUUUCAAACCCGCAUCCAGAUCACAUGUGGCUUUAAAAAGUAUACUGUCUAUGGACGCUAUGGACGCUAUGGACGCUAAACUAUUAGACAUAGCACUAUCGUUUGAUGGCUUCAGAAAUUUCGUGCAGUUAUUAACACAUGAAAUUUGAUUUUUAGUAGAGCAGGAUUAAAAAUCCUCGGAACAUUUUUAAACUUCAACGACACGUACGUAAUUUAAAAUAAAUUUCAAUACUACCUGCUGGUGUGUGAGUUCAUCGUCUGACAUCAAAUAGACUGAUCAAAUAGACUGAUCAAAUAGACUGAUCGAAUAGACUGAUCAAAUAGACUGAUCAAAUAGACUGAUCAAAUAGACUGAUCAAAUAGACUGAUCAAAUAGACUGAUCAAAUAGACUGAUCAAAUAGACUGAUCAAAUAGACUGAUCAAAUAGACUGAUCAAAUAGACUGAUCAAAUAGACUGAUCAAAUAGACUGAUCAAAUAGACUGAUCAAAUAGACUGAUCAAAUAGACUGAUCAAAUAGACUGAUCAAAUAGACUGAUCAAAUAGACUCAUCAAGAAAGCUAGAAAUAUCACAUAAACUUCUCAUCCUUCCCCUGAAGACUUAACCGAAGAAAAUAGCUGCUGUACAACUAAAAAAAAUAUUCUGAUACAUUCCACAUUCUUCUUCAUAGAUACUGAUCAGCUCGAUAAGAGAUCAUUCUUUCCCUUAAAGUCAGGACCGAAAGAUGUAAAAAGAAAAUAUUUUGUUCCCCAUUCUGUACGGAUUUACCAGCGUGACCCAGACGCCAAUCAGCGGCUACUAAAUCUAAAGGAUCACUAAUUAAGUCAUUAUUGUCCCCAAGGGAGUUCAUUAAUGGCAGAUUUUUUUCGCCAGAGAAUACUUGAUGUCUUGUGUUUCAAUGGUUUUAAUUGUGAAGUGUUGUCUUGGUUAAAAUUUGAAUUUAUUUAUGUGCAGAAAAUGAAUAUGUCCGACGUAAUCAAAGUGCAUUUCCACCUACUUGUAUCAUUAAAGAAUUAUAUCUUAUCUUAUCUUUACAGUAAUGCCAGCACCAACUUUAAAACCCGUAUGUGACCCAAACAUACCCUCCAGGUCGAUGCCCAUGCCUUCAAGCCUGGGGAGAGUCAGGUCAAGCUCAGAUAUCCAGCCAAAUGUCUGUGGAGAAGGAGAGUAUCUGGACUGGUUCGAAUGUAGACCUUGUAGUGAAGGCACCUUUAUGACAGCGAAGAUGGCGCAAGAUAGAGAUUACUUGACUUGCGAAACUUGCUAUGAACCACAGAUGGUAUGCUCUACAUUUCAAUAAAAUAUCGUUUCUACUAUCAGCAAUACGAUUAUUGCUAUCCAGAUUUUUUUCAAAAGUAAUAUUAGUCAGACAAAAAAAUGAAAAAAAAAAGCUUGAAUUCUAGAUGCCACUUUCGUUUGCAGAUAAUUUAUUUAAUACAUAUUGUAAUAAAAUACUUUUUUGUUUUUAAAUGUUUAUACACAAUUUUUAAAUUGAUAUUCGUGGGCGUUCCAAAAACAUGUAUUUUUUAGAAAUGUUGACAAAAAAUGGGACAAUAUUUUAUGUUAACAAAAUGUGAUAGCAAGGGUUUAAAAAAAAAUUCGGCGGUGUGAUUGAGUUGAAUGUGUAAAGAACAUUUAUGGUCCUUGAAUUGGAAUCGGGAGUAAAAUUGCAGCUUUACACGUUGAAGAUCAAUGACAUGUAAGUUACUGGCGAAUGUAGAAUUAGAUUUUUAAAAUAUAAUCCAUGUCACAACUGAACUAUAAUCAACGUAAUUAUUUGUAGAAUGCUCUUAAAUUUAAUUAUACACUAAUACAUAGUUAUUACAUUCUUAUCCAAAAUUUUAGUACGAGAUUAUUGUAGAGUCGUGCACCAAGACAAGAGACGCAAAGAUCAAGUGUGAAGACGGAUAUUAUAGAAGAAACGUACCAGGAAAACCCUGCCAGUCUGAGUGCAGACGGUGCGAUGUGUGCGGUCUGGGGAUCAACAUGUUUAAGAACUACGAAGCACGAGCAUGUAACGGCGAUCAAAACACCCUCUGUUGCCAUGGUCACGACAUGAUCGCUGUGAAAGACGAAUGCGUUCUUAAAAAAGCUACUUCAUCACCGUCAUCAACUGCACCAGCCGUCACAUCCGAAUCAAAGAAUGAAUUAGGGACAGUGCCCUAUAAAACAUAUUCUGCCACGCAUCAAGGGAAAGGAGCCGUUAAUGAUGCGUCAACAUUGUAUUUGCGAAGUAAACAACAAC